GGUGAAGCAUGGCCAUGGCAGACUGAGGGAAUUGUGUAAGAAUGAUUUGAAGCUGAACAAAAGUCAAGGUUUGAUAGAGGUGUAACUUCCCUCCUUGGUCCCCGCAUUCCAUUAGCCUGGAACUUUGCACCACCCGGCAGGCACCCCAAUGGCCGAGGGGCUGCGGCGACAAGUAGUGUCUGUGUACCGCCACAUCCUGCGUGCUGGCCGGCGGUGGGAGGCCCUGGAGCCGGCACACACCCAGGAGGAACGGCAGUACAUCCUAACGGAGGCGCAGGCACUGUUCCGAGCCAACCAGCACCUCACAGACCCUGCCGCCAUCAGGGAGCGUCUGGUGGAGGCUGAGUCACGGCUUGAGAUUGCCCUGCACUACCGGACACCCUACCCCCGCCCAGUAAACAUGCCGCCCCUCACCAUCACAAAGUCCUGGGGCAAGAGGAAUCUUCAGAAGCAAAAACGUGCUCGCCCUGUCUAUGUAAAGUCUCUGGACACUGAGCCAACUUAGAAUAUAUGCCAUCUUUGGUGUUUAUUAUUCUUUAUUUUGUCUGUGUGGAAGACUUCAAGCUGUAUGACCAAAGUAGUGAGAGUAUGAUUCUUUUCUUUUCUUUUAUGUAUUUUCCAGUAAAACAUUUUGAGGAUUCUGUGAAAAUUUAGUUAGGUAGUUUUCAGAUUUUUUUUUUUUUUGCCUCAUAUUUACAUCUUGAGUGUUUGUGUUCUCUGUUGUGGAUGGUUACAAAGAUUUCAUGUAUUGUUUCUGAUGUUCAUUUUGUAUUGCAGUGAAAGUGUGAGCAGGUGUGAGAGACGGGUAACAGGUGUAUAGUGAAGUGAGGACAAGUAUAAUGAAGGUGAGAGGCAAAUAAGAGUUGUACAGUAAAAAUGAGAGGCAGGCAGGUGACAAGUGCAUAGUUGUGAGGUGAGAGGCAGGUAAUAACAGGUGCUUAGGGAAGUGAAGGCAGGUGUAUAGUGGUGAGGCAUGAGGCAGGUAGGAGUUGGUAGUGGUAGUGUUACAUAUAGAAUGAUGUACAUAGAAGAGGUGUUAGGGAGGUAGAAGAUGGUAGUGGUGGUGUCACAUGUAGAAUGAUACAUGAAGAAAGAUAUGAGGCGGAUAGGUGGUGAUGUUAGUGGUGUCAUUGGUGUCAUGUAUAAAGUGAUGUAUAUAGAGGAAAGUCAGGUAGGUAGUCGUGAUAAUGUUAUGUAUAGAAUAAUGAGAAGUGCAUAUCUCUACACUGACCUCUAUGUACGAGUGACUGACGAGGAACUAGAGUGUAAAUAAAGAUGUACAUAUUUU
Molecule: messenger RNA, 1288 nt
Organism: Portunus trituberculatus (swimming crab)
Lineage: Eukaryota; Metazoa; Arthropoda; Malacostraca; Decapoda; Portunidae
Product: LYR motif-containing protein 1-like
Exons: 3
Coding region: 149-505 (118 amino acids)
Cellular component (GO): mitochondrion
Source: RefSeq, a predicted model, not a curated record